This is a messenger RNA of Misgurnus anguillicaudatus (oriental weatherfish), 1844 nucleotides long. It is a transcript of the gene hsd17b8, whose product is annotated as hydroxysteroid (17-beta) dehydrogenase 8. The record is from RefSeq and is a predicted model, not a curated record. Gene Ontology annotation, biological process: antigen processing and presentation; immune response; fatty acid biosynthetic process. Lineage: Eukaryota; Metazoa; Chordata; Actinopteri; Cypriniformes; Cobitidae. Gene Ontology annotation, cellular component: membrane; MHC class II protein complex. Gene Ontology annotation, molecular function: quinone binding; oxidoreductase activity, acting on the CH-OH group of donors, NAD or NADP as acceptor.
UAUGAGGAAGUGAGCGUGCAAACAAAAGGCAGGAAUGUUUUUGUCUUUCAUUAUUCACAUAUAGUGUUUUCAAACGGCACUGCUUGAACUACACAUGAGACAGUGAAGAUGUGGACAUCAAAGAGUCUCAGACCUGAACAUGGACUCGUCCUGGUGGUCUUUGCUUUUUCAUCUAUCCUAUCUGAAGAGCUUUAUGUAUUCCAGGACAUUGAUGAAUGCGAGUAUGGCUCAGAAGAUUUGUCUGACAUGGUCUACAGAGUGAAGCUGGUCUUCAAUCAGAGGCUUUUAUGCACUUAUGACUCAAGACUGGGGAAGUAUGUUGGUUAUGAUGAGUAUGGGAUCAUAAAUGCUGAGCAUUACAACAAUCAGAGCUGGAAGAUGAGAGAGCGGAAAGCCGAACUGGAUUCACUGUGCAGAGCUCAUGCCAGAUACUACAUCAACAGCACAAGAAGAAAGGUGCCACCCGAUGUUACCGUACGGUCCAAUGAGAAGGCUCGCUACGGUCAGCUGACCACACUGGAGUGCCAUGUGUACAAUUUCUAUCCCCGGGCCAUUAAUGUCACUUGGCUAAUAGACGGAUCAAAGGUCAAUGAAGAUGUGACCUCUACAGAGUUCAUGGAUAAUGGGGAUUGGAGUUACCAAAUCCAUUCGUACCUGGAGUUGGUGGUUCAAAGAGGAGUAAGAGUGAGCUGUCAGGUGGAACACAGCAGUAUGAAGGAACCUCUCAUUGUGAAUUGGGACUCCACGCCUCUAGACAGCAGAAUCAUGAAGUUAACUGUGGGCUGCACUUUGUUCAUUGUUGGUCUUAUUGUGACUUUCUCUUCUGUAUAUUACUACUACAAAAGAAAACACAGAGGUUUUACAUCCCUUCCUCUCCAUGGACACUCGCGGUACUGCACAUCCCUGCACUGCACUGUCAUGGCGGCGCCCAUUCGUCUCAUAUCGAGGUUGACAUUAGUGACCGGAGGGGGCAGUGGCAUCGGCAGGGCAGUGUGUCAGAGAUUUGCCACCGAAGGAGCGUCUGUAGUUGUGGCUGACCGCAAUGAGGAAUCAGCCAAUCAGACCCUUCAACUCCUGUCACGUGACCACAAAGGACAGGAGCACAUGGCUCUAGGGGUGGACGUGUCAUUGAAGGACAGUGUGGAGAAUUUAGUGUCAAGUAUUCAGCUGCGUUAUUUUCAGCCACCUUCGGUGUGUGUGAACGCUGCUGGUAUCACUCAAGAUGAGUUUCUUCUCAAGAUGGAGGAACAAGAUUUCGACAGAGUCAUUGGUGUUAACUUGAAGGGAACCUUUCUGGUAACUCAGGCGGUCUCUAAAGCUCUGGUGUCUGCAGGUGCUCAGAAGGGCUCCAUCAUUACUGUGGGCAGUAUAGUUGGCAAGGUUGGGAAUAUUGGACAGGUAAACUAUUCAGCGUCUAAAGCAGGUGUGGAGGGUCUCACGAGGACAGCAGCCAAAGAGCUGAGCAAAUUUGGCAUUCGCUGCAAUUGUGUCCUACCCGGGUUCAUCACUACACCCAUGACAGAUAAAGUACCAGAAAAAGUCAUCAGUAAGCUCACAUCCAUUAUUCCAAUGGGAAGGAUGGGAGAGCCUGCAGAAGUAGCUGAUGCAUGUGCAUUUCUGGCCUCUGAUGACAGUCGCUAUAUAACUGGAAUCAGCAUUGAAGUUGCCGGUGGACUUUUCAUUGGCUGAAAACACUCCUCUGUCUUCUGAUAAACACCACUAAAACACAGUGCCUUUGUACUUGUAUGAUAAUUGUCUUUGUAAAAUUUGUAUAAUUGAAUUACUGUAGAAAUAUAUUGUAUAAAAUGUAACAAAUGAAAAACUGAUAUAUUUAUACAAUUGAA